CACAUUCAUCCACGUGUCAAAGACUCAUUUAUCCAAAUAUCUCUUAAAUACGACAUACACAUGCAGCUACCACCUAGAGAGAGAUAUAAUAGAGACUCAUCACACUUUGUAUUAUUUGUGUGUUUUUUUUUAAAAUCAAUUGUCCAUCUUCCUCAUCACCUUCCCAAGAAGAAGAACAUUAAGAAGAAGAGAGGUUGACAAUGAUGGGCACUGUCGAGCUGAAUCUGAGAGAGACUGAGCUGUGUCUUGGUCUUCCCGGCGGAGAAACGGGGGCUCCGGUGACUGGAACCAAGAGAGGGUUCUCGGAGACAGUUGAUUUGAAGCUGAAUCUGAACAAUGAACCUGAAAGCAAUGAAGGAUCUAAGACUCAUGACGUCGUGACUUCUGUUUCCAAGGAAAAGAGUUCAUCUCCCAAAGAUCCCGCCAAGCCUCCUGCCAAGGCACAAGUUGUGGGAUGGCCACCUGUGAGGUCAUACCGGAAGAACGUGAUGGGUUCGUGCCAAAAACCAAGCGGUGGCACGGAGACGGCUUCGUUUGUGAAGGUGUCGAUGGACGGAGCACCGUACUUGAGGAAAGUCGACUUGAAGAUGUAUAAGAGCUACGAUGAACUCUCUAAUGCUUUGUCCAACAUGUUCAGCUCUUUUACCAUGGGAAAAUAUGGAGGAGAAGAAGGAAUGAUAGACUUCAUGAAUGAGAGGAACAUGGCUUUAGUGAAUACUUGGGACUAUGUUCCCUCUUAUGAAGACAAAGACGGUGACUGGAUGCUCGUCGGCGACGUCCCUUGGCCAAUGUUCGUUGAUACAUGCAAGCGUUUACGUCUCAUGAAAGGAUCUGACGCCAUUGGUCUCGCUCCGAGAGCAAUGGAGAAGUGCAAGAGCAGAACUUGAAGUUAAGAGACUAUAUGGUAAUGACCAUAUAUUUUGUUAACACAAUGAUCAGUGUUAAUUGUGUGUGUGUUUUUACGAUGAAAAACAUUGUUCGAUAUCUACUUUUUUAAUUGUCUGUUUUGAUCUGAAUUAUAUGUGGUAUAUAGAUACAAUUUAAAUGCUAUUAUGUGUAAUGGAUUUAUUAAGUUAAAUAUGUGAGACGUUUGCAUGAAAAUAUGUAAUAAUUUGAACAUA
Brassica napus (rape) is the source of this 1121-nucleotide messenger RNA. RefSeq names its product auxin-responsive protein IAA17. Gene Ontology annotation, cellular component: nucleus. The record is from RefSeq and is a predicted model, not a curated record. Gene Ontology annotation, molecular function: protein binding. Gene Ontology annotation, biological process: regulation of DNA-templated transcription. The coding region runs from base 201 to 887 and encodes 228 amino acids. The transcript has 5 exons. NCBI's taxonomy places the organism in Eukaryota, Viridiplantae, Streptophyta, Magnoliopsida, Brassicales, Brassicaceae.